Penicillium angulare is the source of this 846-nucleotide messenger RNA. RefSeq names its product bZIP transcription factor. Gene Ontology annotation, cellular component: nucleus. The transcript has 2 exons. The record is from RefSeq and is a predicted model, not a curated record. Gene Ontology annotation, molecular function: DNA-binding transcription activator activity, RNA polymerase II-specific; RNA polymerase II transcription regulatory region sequence-specific DNA binding. Bases 1 to 846 code for a protein of 281 amino acids. Gene Ontology annotation, biological process: regulation of transcription by RNA polymerase II. NCBI's taxonomy places the organism in Eukaryota, Fungi, Ascomycota, Eurotiomycetes, Eurotiales, Aspergillaceae.
AUGCCCGAGGAGCAUCCACCCCCUCAGGCUCAUCAUCUUCGCCUACCUACUGCUGGGUUCGACAAAAUUGAAAACUUCAAUUUUUUACUAUCGCGAACCGAUCCUAACGCUAGGCCCCGACAGUAUUCAUUUGACGCGGACACUGGGCUGGUCCCGUUUGCCAACGUGAAUAUGGAUUACGAUCAGACCGAGGGCAUGGGCGGCUUGUCCGUUAGCUCUUAUGAUAGUAUUGAAGACGAACGCUCGUCUCUCGAUUUACGGGGAUAUCCCUAUCACGGCCCAACUGGCGACAAAUCCAUCAACUACUCUAUUCCCGACCACAUGAUGCCUUAUUCGGCUCAUUCUAUCUAUCCGCCUGUCCCUUUUAAUCCCGAUGAUCUCGGCCACGGCCCGGGACAGAUGACUCCAUCGGAUGUCUCUUCGUCUAUCUCGCCUCCCAAUGGCCAGAUGGGCAACACCAAGUACAGCACCUCUAUCUCUGGAGACCGCAUCGCCGCGGCUCUAGAUCAAGAGGGCGGUGUACGCGUCGCCGCUGAAGAGGACCGACGCCGCCGUAAUACGGCUGCUAGUGCUCGCUUCCGUCAGAAGAAGAAGGCCCGCGAGCAAGUUCUCGAACGUACUGUCCGUGAGACUACAGAGAGAAAUGCUUCCCUUGAGGCUCGCGUCGCCCAAUUGGAAAUGGAGAAUCGCUGGUUGAAGAACCUUCUCACUGAGAAACAUGAGGCUACAACCACCAGAAUGCCCCCUCCUCCACAGGAUAGCGGCGCAUUAGAACCGAAGUCAUCCGGAAACAGGGCCCAGAAACAUAUUCAGCCUAAAAAGAAGGGCGUCGGCACUGACGAGUAA